Molecule: messenger RNA, 3008 nt
Organism: Elaeis guineensis (African oil palm)
Lineage: Eukaryota; Viridiplantae; Streptophyta; Magnoliopsida; Arecales; Arecaceae
Source: RefSeq, a predicted model, not a curated record
CUUGAUCCGGUCUGUUUGCAUUCCACUGGCGUUCUUUUUGGGUUUUCUUGUAGGUUCCCAUAUGAAAGUUAAAAAGUGAAAAGCGGAGAGGAAGCAGUCUAAGAAACUCGUUAACGGGUCUCGCUAAAAUCGGACGAAUGAGCGAGACGGCAACAGAGAGACUGCAGAAUAUAUUAAUCAUUUUUAAUGAAAAAAAAACAAACGAGAGGGACUUGAACUGGGGCUUGAAGAGGCUUUUUUUUUUUUUCUCCUUCUUUAUCGCCCUAAAGAAGAACAGCAAGAUUCCCUUUUGUUCCUCCUCUUCUUCGUCCAAUCUCUAGAGCUCUCCGCGUUCCUCUAUUAAUCAGAAUAAUGAGUGUUGCACCCAAGAGGAAAACUGUGGCAGAAAAUGGGGAUAUAGGAAUUGAUAUAGGCCUGGUUACUGCGAUCACAAAUGGUGAGGAUUUGGGUCCCAUUGUUAGGCAUGCUUUUGAGUCUGGGAAACCCGAGGCUCUCUUGCACCAACUCAGAACCAUUGUCAAGAAGAAGGAAGUCGAGAUAGAGGAGCUGUGCAGGCUUCACUAUGAGGAAUUCAUUCUUGCUGUCGAUGAGCUGCGCGGUGUUUUGGUUGAUGCUGAUGAAUUGAAAAGCAUGCUAUACAGUGAGAAUUUUCAGCUUCAAGAAGUGGCAAGUGCACUUUUGGUGAAACUUGAUGAGCUCCUUGAACUCUACUCAAUCAAGAAAAAUGUUACAGAGGCCUUGCAGACAUUGAAGGUCUGCAUGCAGGUCUCAAAUCUAUGCCUGACAUGCAACCAGCACAUUACAGAAGGCCGGUUUUACCCUGCACUGAAGACUCUGGGCUUGAUUGAGAAGGGGACCUUGCAAAAUAUUCCAGUCAAGGCUUUUCGGAAGGUUAUUGAGAAGCAAAUACCUGCAAUAAAGCUACAUAUUGAGAAGAAAGUUUGUAGUGAGUUCAAUGAUUGGCUUGUGCAAAUUAGGAGCAUGGCAAAGGAGAUCGGGCAGUUGGCUAUAGGACAGGCUGCCUCAGCCCGUCAAAGAGAGGAGGAGAUGCGUGCUUGCCAAAGAGAAGCAGAAGAGCAGAGCCAUUCAGGAGGUGGUGAUUGUGUGUACACGUUAGAUGUUGAGCAUAUUGAUGAAGAUUCAGUGCUAGAAUUCGAUCUUACACCUGUGUAUCGAACACAUCACAUCCACACUUGCCUUGGUAUUGAGGAGAAGUUCCACGAUUACUACUAUAAGAACCGGCUGAUGCAGCUGAAUUUGGAUUUGCAGAUUUCAUCAACACAGCCCUUUCUUGAGUCCCAUCAACCUUUCUUGGCACAGAUUGCUGGAUUUUUCAUUGUAGAGGAUCGGGUUCUACGGACAGCUGGGGGAUUGUUGUCAGAGAGCCAGGUCGAGACAAUAUGGGAUACAGCUAUUUCCAAUAUGACAUCUGUUCUGGAGGAUCAAUUCUCUCGCAUGGAUGCUGCAAGUCACCUCCUACUUAUCAAAGAGUUUGUCACUCUGCUGGGUGCAACUCUUACACGGUAUGGAUAUAGAGUAACACCUUUGAUGGACGUUCUGGAUAACAGCAGAGACAAAUACCAUGAGCUUCUCCUCAAUGAAUGCCAGAAGCAAAUAGCUGACAUCCUUGCUCAUGACACUUUUGAACAGAUGGUGAUGAAGAAGGAAUAUGAGUACAAAAUGAAUGUCUUGUCAUUCCAUAUUCAGUCUUCAGAUAGAAUGCCAGUUUUCCCAUAUGUAGCAAGCUUCUCUUCAUCCGUUCCUGAUGCUUGUCGUAUUGUGCGCUCAUUCAUUGUGGAUUCAGUCAGCUACUUAUCAUAUGGAGGUCGCAUGAAGUUCUUUGAUGUUGUAAAAAAGUAUCUAGACAAGCUCUUGAUUGACGUGUUGAACAGUUCUUUGCUGAACAUUGUCCAUGGUGGUACGUUUGUUGAAUCGCAAGCAAUGCAAAUUGCAGCCAAUGUAGCUGUUCUUGAGCAUGCUUGCGAUUUUUUUCUCUUGCAUGCUGCCCAACUCUGUGGUGUCCCAGUACGUGUGGUUGAAAGGGCUCAUGCUGGUUUGACCGCUAAGACUGUUCUAAAGGUCUCACAGAAUGUUGCCUAUAAUGCACUGUCGAACUUGGUGAACUCCAAGUUGGAUGAGUUUAUGGCUCUCAUGAACAAUGUCAAUUGGACAGCUGAUGAUGCACCGCAACAUGCAAAUGAUUAUAUUAAUGAGGUCCUUAUCUACCUUGACAACAUAGUGUCUACCGCUCAGCAGAUCUUAUCUUUAGAGUCCGUGUACAAGAUUGGAGUCGGUGCACUAGGUCACAUCUCUGACUCUAUUGUGACAACUUUUCUUAGUGACAAUGUGAAAAGGUUCACUAUUAGUGCCGUGAUGAGCAUAGACAAUGAUAUGAAGAUGUUAGAAUCAUUUGCAGAUGAGAGGUUUGAAAGCACAGGCUUGAGCGAGUUGAAGAAAGAAACCAGUUUUAGAGAUUGUCUGGUAGAAGCUAGGCAAUUGGUCAACCUUCUACUAAGCAAUCAACCAGAGAAUUUCAUGAAUCCUGUAAUAAGGCAGAAAAACUAUGGUGCUCUGGACUACAAAAGGGUGGCCACUAUUUGUGAAAAAUUCAAGGAUUCACCAGAUAGACUAUUUGGGAGCCUCUCGAACCGCAAUGCAAAGCAAAAUGCUAGGAAGAAGUCAAUGGACAUGUUAAAAAAAAGACUGAAAGAUUUCAGCUGAAAUUGAUUAUGCUACUUAUUCACUGUAGCACCUUGACUAGUUUGCUUACUGGAUUCCAUGUAGCUCCAUAGGUGCUUUUUAUUUAUGCUAAGAUUUAUUUGAAGUGCAAAUCAUCAAUAGUUCAUUGCCUGUAAAGGAUAGAUGUCAACUAUCAGUGAUGGAGCUCAUAAUUUUAAGUUGCUGAGUCUCUAUGUUAAUAUGGUCAUUUGGCAUAUCCUUGGGCAUUCAUGUCUAUUUCAAGAACCAUGAUUUCUGAUCAAAUGGAAGUCCGUUUUGAUUUAGCUGCA